AUGGCGUCCAUCAAGUCGAAUCUAUUGCUUUUGCUCUGCAUCAUUUGCUUUUGUUGCUGCUGGUCGCGUCCCGUGCUGGACAAUGAGGUGACCUCAUUGGAUGCCAGCGAGGAGCGCAUUAACAACGACAUUUUGCAAGAACUGCAUGCGCUGCAUGCCCCAGCUGGUGGCAAGUAUCACAAACGUCGCGCCUUCUUUCAGCCACUGCAGCAACAGCAACAAUUGUGGCUGCCGCUGCGCAGUCGCAGCCCCUUCCUGGAGCGUUUGUACAAUUCCGCAUAUUCCAUGCCACAGUUUGCUGCUGCUGGCGCCGCCAACUACAACUACAACUACAAUAACGAGCUGCCUCCCUUGGCUACCUACGAGCUACUCGAGCCGUUUUAUUAG
Drosophila busckii is the source of this 387-nucleotide messenger RNA. RefSeq lists its product as uncharacterized. Lineage: Eukaryota; Metazoa; Arthropoda; Insecta; Diptera; Drosophilidae. The record is from RefSeq and is a predicted model, not a curated record. Bases 1 to 387 code for a protein of 128 amino acids. The transcript has a single exon.